UCGCGUCGUUGCGUAGUUGACCGGGCCAUCUCUCAAACGCAACGCGGCCUCUAAGACUUGGCAGCGGCGUACGCAAUGAUGGCGGCUGCCAUGGAGGAACAGGUGCUUGUGGCGUGUGUCGUCACGUUUAAACUCGUUGUGUUCUUGAUCGGGUACAUUGCGAUAUGGCAUGCCACCGCGCAGCAGCAAGCGAGGACUCUGUCCGCCAGGAGAUCACUCUCGUUAGUGGUCAAGGGCGGGAGCCGUCCUUCCUGCUUUCUAACGCAAGCUGAAGACUUUACGCGCACACUCAACAUCGGGCGCGUGUACGUUGACCAAGCUCCGCAUCCACGACGAGAAUUCCUGCUGGACGCAAGGACUCUCCGGCUCCACGCGUCCACCGAAGGCGACGCCAACGACCUGCUGACGCAAACCAGUGACCUGCACGGUCCCAUCGACGUGUCGAACUACACGAAUGCGUCGAUGCCUCCUCUAGUCAUGUAUGCCCUCGAUCCCAUCUUGGUGCAAAGCAAGAUCCCAUUUGACGAGCUUUCGUUUGACCGGCAAUUGGCUGCCGGCACGUACGGCGAGGUCUGGCGAGGCACUUGGAACCACACACAAGUGGCGAUCAAGCAAGUUCGAGACGACCAAAAAGAUAACCUGGUGGAAAUCCAGAGUUUUGUCGCAGAGAUCAAGCUCAUGUUGCCGCUGCGCCACGACAACAUACUUGGCUGUUUGGGAUGUUCGUGGCAUCCUACUACGUUGCGGCUGUGCCUCGUGACGCCGUUUCUUGCCGACGGCGACUUGUACGUGUUGCUGCGCAAAUCGACGACGAGCGAGUCACCGGGACGAGUGACGAGUUGGACGUGGGGCCACGAAAAGAUCCAUAUUGCCAUGGGGAUUGCGACUGGCAUCUUAUAUUUGCACAAACGGCACAUCAUCCACCGCGACUUGAAGUCGAAGAACGUACUGCUAGACUCGGACUGGACGCCCAAGAUCACCGACUUUGGUAUUUCGCGACUGCGACAGCAUCCCGACGCGACCAUGACGGCAGGGGUCGGCACACCCCUGUGGACCGCGCCAGAAGUGUUCACCUCCAACUCGUACACGGACAGCGUCGACGUGUACUCGUUCGGGGUCAUCUUGUCCGAGCUAGAUACCCUCCAAGUGCCAUUUCGAGAUCGAUAUUGCAACAAAAAAGGCCAGGUCGAUGCCAUGCGCGUCGUCCAAGCUGUCGCGCAGGACCAUAUCAAGCCCACGUUUACGGCGACGUGUCCCGCCGCUGUGUACUCGCUAGCCAUGCGGUGCCUCCAUCACAUUCCGCAGAAGCGACCGUCUGCAGAGCAAGUUGUCCAGCUGCUGAGGACCCAAGUCGUCCCAACUUUAAUCGUGUCGUGAUGUCGCGUCCUUUCAUGGCACUUUGCCACACGUCAGCGUCGAUGGAAUUGGACGGUUUGAGCUCGAAUGGACCAGGGGGCGAAACCUUGGUCCCAACGCUCGCUGCGAUUCAAACCCCGUGCUGGACUAUGCACUGUAUGUGCUGCCAAGCAUGAUUUUGAACUGCCAUGACGGCGUCAGCGGUAAUUAAUGUGCAUUUGCUACAACUCCUACAUUGAGC
Aphanomyces invadans is the source of this 1597-nucleotide messenger RNA. Its product is annotated as TKL protein kinase. Gene Ontology annotation, molecular function: ATP binding; protein kinase activity. NCBI's taxonomy places the organism in Eukaryota, Oomycota, Saprolegniomycetes, Saprolegniales, Verrucalvaceae. The transcript has 4 exons. Gene Ontology annotation, biological process: protein phosphorylation. The coding region runs from base 76 to 1377 and encodes 433 amino acids. The record is from RefSeq and is a predicted model, not a curated record.